This is a messenger RNA of Drosophila bipectinata, 701 nucleotides long. RefSeq names its product protein new-glue 2. The record is from RefSeq and is a predicted model, not a curated record. NCBI's taxonomy places the organism in Eukaryota, Metazoa, Arthropoda, Insecta, Diptera, Drosophilidae.
AUGUCUAUGGACCUUUUUCUUGAUGAUGAUGCGCCUUCGUCUUCGGCGAUGGACUGUUUUUUUGGUGGUUAUCAGUUCCUGUACCGGUUCCGGUACCUGUACCUGUGCCAGUUCCAGUUCCUGUACCUGUUCCUGUACCUGUACCAGUUCCUGUACCUGUACCAGUUCCUGUACCUGUACCAGUUCCUGUUACAUUCCAAAGUUAAACCCAAAAGAGAAACCAAGAUGCGUCCAAUCCUAGCGCUAUCCCUGGUCAUCCUGGCCUCAUUCAUUGCGUUGUCCCGGCAAGCCUCGACUCCCGCCUCGUCAUCAACGCCGAGCUCCUCGUCUCCCUCGUCUAGUUCAACUCCUAGUUCGUCAUCUCCAACCAGCUCAUCACCCUCGAGCAGCUCCUCCUCAGAUACCGCAACCACAACCACCACAACAACCACGACAACCACAGCAGCCACCACCACAACCGAAAAAUCCAAGAAGCAUCGCCGCCGCCAUCGCCGUCGUCGUAUCAUCAUCAUCCGUCGGGAACGCGGGGAUCGCGAUGGCGAGGGUCGCCGCAGAAACCGCAGGCGCGAAGAUGGCGAAAGCAGCGGAAGCGGAAGUGGCCGCAUCGUGAGGCGUGUUCGCGUCCGUGAGCGUCGCUUCAGGCGUUCGGGACGUCGUUUCGCUUAAAUUCUCAACCCAAACUCGAAAUAAAUCACAAAACU